CAGAGGACUCACACAGUUCAGAAACCGUUUGCAUGUCCUUAUUGUGGGAAAGCUUUCAGUAAGAAUUCUGACUUGGUGAGCCAUCAGAGGACUCACACAGGAGAGAAUUCCUUUAAAUGUCCUGUUUGUUGGAAAAGUUUUGGUCAGAAUUCUCACCUGGUGAGCCAUCAGAGGACUCACACAGGAGAGAAACCCUUUGAAUGCCCUAUUUGUGGGAAAAGUUUCAGUCAGAAUUCCAACCUGGCAAGUCAUCAGAGGACUCACACAGGAGAAAAACCCUUUGAAUGUCCUAUUUGUGGGAAAAGUUUCAGUCAGAAUUCCAACCUGGUGAGUCAUCAGAGGACUCACACAGGAGAGAAACCCUUUGAAUGUCCUGUUUGUGGGAAACGUUUCAGUCAUAAUUCCAGCCUGGUGAGCCAUCAGAAGACUCAUACAGCAGAGAAUCCAUUUGAAUGUCCUGUUUGUGGGAAAGGUUUCAGUGAUAAUUCCACCCUAGUAAGACACCAGAGGAUUCACAGAGGAGAAAAACCCUUUGAAUGUCCUCUUUGUGGGAAAAGUUUCAGUCAGAAUUCUCUCCUCGUGAGGCAUCAGAGGACUCACACAGGAGAAAAACCCUUUGAAUGUCCUAUUUGUGGGAAAAGUUUCAGUCAGAAUUCCAACCUGGUGAAACAUCAAAGGACUCACACAGUUGAGACACCCUUUGAAUGUCCUGUUUGCGGGAAAAGUUUCAGUAAGAAUUUUAACCUGUUAAGACACCAGAGGACUCACACAGUUGAGACACCCUUUGAAUGUCCUGUUUGCGGGAAAAGUUUCAGUCAGAAUUCUCUCCUGGUGAGGCAUCAGAGAACUCACACAGGAGAAAAACCCUUUGAAUGUCCUAUUUGUGGGAAAAGUUUCAGUCAGAAUCCCAACCUAGUGAAACAUCAAAGGAUUCAUACAGGAGAGAAACCCUUUAAAUGCCCUGUGUGCGGGAAAAGUUUCAGUCAGAAUUCUGUCCUGGUGAACCAUCAGAGGACUCACACAGGAGAAAAACCCUUUGAAUGUCCUAUUUGUGGGAAAACUUUCAGUCAGAAUCCCAACCUGGUGAAACAUCAAAUGAUGCACACAGGAGAGAAACCCUUUAAAUGCCCUGUGUGCGGGAAAAGUUUCAGUCAGAAUUCCAGCCUAGUGAGCCAUCAGAGGACUCACACAGGAGAGAAACCCUUUGAA
Molecule: messenger RNA, 1209 nt
Organism: Notechis scutatus (mainland tiger snake)
Lineage: Eukaryota; Metazoa; Chordata; Lepidosauria; Squamata; Elapidae
Source: RefSeq, a predicted model, not a curated record